This is a messenger RNA of Echinococcus granulosus, 840 nucleotides long. RefSeq lists its product as hypothetical. Lineage: Eukaryota; Metazoa; Platyhelminthes; Cestoda; Cyclophyllidea; Taeniidae. The record is from RefSeq and is a predicted model, not a curated record. Bases 1 to 840 code for a protein of 279 amino acids. Gene Ontology annotation, cellular component: endomembrane system; membrane. The transcript is spliced from 6 exons.
AUGUCAACGUUGGUUUCUUCAAAUGAGCCACACGUCUGUCGUUUUACCCUCACUGAUUUGAUUUUCAUGAUGUUGGCGGCGCUGGGGCUGUUUUCCUACAGACUUUUCUGCCUUUUGGGUUAUGGAUAUGUCGCUUACUGGACUUUUGAAAAUCGUCCUGCAAAAGUUUCGCUGAAGGAAAAUGUCUUCCUGCAAACACGGUUUCUUACCAUUGACACAUUGCUUCUACACGUCUUGUACUAUGCGUUGGCGAUUCUUCUUAUGCCGACAAGAUGCAAUAAAGUAAAGAGCGUCUUGUCUUGUCUGGCUCUUACAACUGCCACGGUCGUGUCAGUUAUGUUCUGGGGCAUCGAUUACUUCGACAGAUCACUGCUAAUGGAUCUGAAAACUAUUGAAUUUAUACCCUCGUGGUUUAUUCACGCUACGCACACAUUCAUCAGCAUUACUGCAUUGUUCGAUGUUCUUCUUUCGCGUCCGCAUCCGGUGCCUUUGUGGAAGUCUUUUCUCAUUGUUUUCUCCUACUUUCUGGGCUAUACUCUCUACACAGAAUACCUGAUCUACAAACACGGGUUCCACCCAUAUCCUAUGCUGAAGCUGUUCACCGUUACCGGUCGUUAUCAGUUUUACGGAGUGGCUUUUUGUAUUGCCUUUUUGGUCUUUCUCGUCUCUUCUCUGGUAAUAAGACUGGCUUCCUCUGAUUACCAUCGCAAACCGAAGAGGGAUAAAGCAAAGAAUAAGAAGCCCCAACAGCAGCCACAGCACCACCAGCAUCAACAACCACAGAAGCAGUCUCUGACGCCCACAAGUGCCAAAAAGAAGAAACAGGCCAAGCAGGAUUAA